Molecule: messenger RNA, 1836 nt
Organism: Caenorhabditis auriculariae
Lineage: Eukaryota; Metazoa; Nematoda; Chromadorea; Rhabditida; Rhabditidae
Source: the annotation of a GenBank genome assembly
AUGAGUAGCCGCGAUAAGAUUGUCAUCUCCACCGAUGGAAAUCCCCAAAAUCACAAGUUCAAGGUUUCUUUUUUCAUUUACUGGGAAAACUUUUAGUGGCCACCAUAGGGUUUUGACGUUUUAGUGGCCAAUAUAGUAGUCAAAUUAGUGGCCACUUAAGGGGUUAAAAAUUAGUGGUCACUACAGAAGUCUAAGUGCUACUACUAGACCAUUAAAAAUUUAAGUGGCCACUUUAGGGGUCAAUGGAUCAACAUAACUGGUCCAAUCUGUUUGUUUUAAAAUUAUCCGAGUUACUGGAAGGAAUAUUGGAUGAAAACUACUGAAGUGGCCCCUAAAUAGAGAACCUCUAUAGUGGCCACUGAAACGGAAAAUAGCGGCCACUAUAGAGGUGGUUUUAGUGGCCACUUUAGUGUCCUUUCCAAGUAGAUCUUGGCAAGCCUCUACAGUGGCAACUAAAUAUUUUCCCAGUACCUUCCACUUUAAAAAUGUGAAAAUCGAGUCUAAGUUCAAAUCUUCGAAAGCUAGAAAGCACUGGUAAACAAAAAGGUGUUUAGAGAGAAAAAAAACCUCCACCCUCUCCUUUUUAACGCUCUCUCACCUUACAACAUACAACUUACAACUAGAAAAUCAACUUUCUGGCAAGAUUUUUCCGAUGGUUUCUCUAUCUUCAAAAAUUUCCCUUCUCUGAUUUUUAGAAAAUUUCAUAUCCCAAUUUUCCAGACCUCUUCCCACUCUCACCCUGAGCUCGUCGACCUUCGUAAGUUUCCCAUUUUAUAAUUUCUUUUCACUGUUAAAAAGAUUUUCGUUCAGUGAAAAAGUUCCUACAAAACUACUCCAACUGUGACGUUCCUCAUCUCGAAGAGGAAGCUCAUGAAUUUGUCAAGUUUCUGAAAAGGAAAAGGCGCCAAUCCGAGCUACAUAACCGUACGUUUCUUUCUUGAUCAAAUGAAAAUCAGGAGGAUCCUUUUUUUUUUGGUUUUGAGAAACAUUUCAAAGUCACAUAAGUUCAAAAUUUCUACUAUUUUUUGUACAUAAAACCUUCAUAUUAUUAUUUUUCCUGUUUUCCGAGAUGUCUGACCUCUCUGAACGAAAUGGGACGAAAAAUUAAAUUGCUCUGAUUCUUGAUUUAUUUUUUGAAUUUUUCUUUCGCUCUUCUGAUAAUUCCCUUGCUCUUCGGAUCUUGGUAACGCGAACGGGACGCGAAUCGGACGUGUCUGGGCAUUUCUAGUGGCCACUUUAGUAGCCUCAGCACUCUUAAGUGAUCGCUAGAAUCGCUGAGCAACGUCCGGAGCACGUCCGUUUAGCGUUACGAACUUCCGAGUCAUUUACCAUUCAAAAAAAUCAUUUACAGGAGCUCCUUUACUUUUCCACGAUUCUUCUUUUUCUUUCAACUAUUUGAUAGGCUCAAGUUCAAAAACUUGAUUCUCAAAAAUCUCUGGCCAUUUUUGUAACCAUCAGAGCAUUUUUGGCUAUUUUUUCCAUUAGAAAACGCCCGAAAACCCAAUAAUUUCUUCAAUUUCAGACGACCAAAAGGUCCACCGCUCCACGGCCUCUCCCUACGCGGUAUCGUCGACGCGCAAGCGGAAUCGCCAGUUGGAAAGAGCCCCCGUGGCGACAUCGCUUCACGAGCCUCUGCGGAAGUUCAGUCGGGUCGACGUCGCGACUUCUUCGGCUACAUCGCCAUCGUUGGACAGCCAUGUCGUCAGGCCGACCGCGAAAUCGCCUCCGCCCCAUUCUCAAUCGGCCGACGACCGCAGCAAACCGCUCCGGAUCAAGAACCGCAACGCGCGCGCUGUCGCUCGCCAACCAGCUCUUUUUCCUUACUUUAUCGUCUGA